CCUAAACAUUAAAUGCAUUAUUAACUUUCUUCUUUUCUCGUUUCCUUAUGCAAUGCACAAAAAACUAGUCAGGGACACAAGAGUAAAUUCUAGUUACUGCAUUAAGUAAUUUUUUACUGCAUUUAGCAAUCAUGUUUUUUUUUUUCAAGACAAACUUGCCGUUUGUCUUUCCCUGCAUUGCGUUACUCCAUCCCGUUUCUUGGCACGGAACAACAAUUAAACCAAUUGUCUUGACAAAUUCAAAUCAUACACAUCUCAACCCAGUACUUUGUCUUAGCCAUAUUAAAACCCUUCCUUCCUCCCUAUCAAGACAUCUUCCCAGUUGUCUUGCUAGCCCGUUUAACCAUCAUCUUCCCCAAUCGAUCGAUACUUACACAUACUCGACCCCUCUGCUUCGUUUUCAAGUUUUGGUUCGACAAAAACUUGCUGAUUUCGUCUUUUUCAAGCGAUUUCGCUUGCUGGUUCGUUAAUUCGUCCUAAGAUAAGUCGAAUCCAUGCCCGUUCUUGAUCUCUCAGGUCGCCUUCACUGUGUUUAAUCAGUCGAUUCUCUGUUGUUGUUUUGCUGUUGAAGUCGAACCCUGUGCUGGCUUGUUAAUCUCGAUUUGUCCGAUUGAAAGCAGAAUCGCUGCUUGGUUUUGCAUUUGGAUUUUCGAACUAAUCACCUGGUUGUUAAGCUCGAGCAUCCAGGACUGAUUUUCUGUGUUUAAUCCAUUACUUAACUGCGGUUUUUGUUGUGUUUUGGCUUGGGUAAUCUGCUUGCUUGCUGUGUAUCUUCGAUCUGGCGAAUUGAUUUUUUUUUUUUUGACGAACAAUAAGAUUUUAUUAAACAUAGAACUUAAGAACACAGUCGGGACAAACCCCCAAACUGACAACUACAACCUGAUUGUGAAACAAAAAUCGAGCUAAACAAAUAGCCGUUUUGUUUUCAGAUUGCUUAACAGAUAGAAUAUAAAUAUUCUUGAUAUUAAAAAUGAUUACAAAAGUUUCUCGAGCAAUCCAGUCGACACCGACAUCACUGAAAAUAGUAGAAUCACAAUUGACCUGCGCACAUAAAAAACCGGUGAUAGACCAGUGUUCAUAUCCAUCAGUUACACCAACUGAGGUUGGGGGUACAGAUGCCCCAUAUAUUGAACAAUCGGCGAAUUGAUUGAAUAAGCAAUUAGGGUUCUUGAAAUUCUGAUUUGGGGAUUUUCAGUUAAGGCUGCGUUUGGGAUAUAUGAGAUUAAUUUGGGUAUUUAACUUAAGGGCUUGUUUGGCUUUUGGGUUAAUUUGGUUAUCUUGACUUAAGGCCUUGUUUGGAGUUGUGACUUUAUUUGGAGAUAGUGGAUUUAAGACCGCGUUUGGAUCUAUUGUUGUGGUGAAUUGAAUUUUGGACCAUUCACUAAUUAAUUAAGUUUUAAUUCGAGAUUAUUCUAUUAAUUCGAAUUAUUAAUUAAUUAAUUAAUUGUCCAUUAAUUAUUAGUUGAAAUUUGUGAGAUAUUUGAGAAUUAUCUUUUAUGUGAAAAAUUCUCGCUUAAUUUAAUUUUUAAUUAUAAAAAUGAAUGGUCAGUUCAAAAUUAUGGAGACGAACUAUUAUGGAUACUUGGAUCCCGAUUCUUGCUCGCUUCGCUUCAGGCCGUGGAUUCAUUUUCUGAAUGAACAGUGUUUAGCCAGCACCGCCAUUACUGCCUCUGCAGACAUUCAAGUGCAACCCCUCUAUGACUUUUAUUCCACUGCAGUUAAUUCAACUACUUUGGACAAUUACAAGAUCAUUGGUGAAAUUAGAGGAGGCAAGAGAAUCACAAUUACUACGGAUGAUGUGAACAGAAUACUUGGAUUCCCGAGGAAUAAUUUUGCUGAGGUUCCGUCUGACCAUGAGUUGACUCACUUCUUUCAGACAAUCCACUACCAAGGGGAAAUCCAGCUGUCAAAGAUGUCUAAGGGUAACCUAAGAGCUGAGUGGGAUGUGUACUUUGAUACUUUUGCGAAAGUAUUUGCUCCCACUGAUCGGAGAAAUUUUGGUAAUAUAUCUUCCCUUCUACAGGUCUUUGGAUUCUGUUGUGCUCAUAAUCGUCCUAUCAAUUUUGGGGAGAUUCUUAUGAAGGUUAUUAUCAACAAGCUUGGUCCCGUAAUGAAUCGGAAUGUGCAAAACAAUGCCAAAGUUGACUGCUUCUAUCCGAGGUUCUUUAUGUUGUUUUUGAAUGACAAGAUGUCUCAAGAAGACAAGAUCUUCUACAUGAACUCACCAGUGGCUCCUACAUCUAAGUCUUGUACUAAGCUGAUGACCAGACUUACUGCAGCAAAGAAACAUAAUCGGGUUCCUCUCACUGUCACUCCUUUCAUGCUGGAACAGUUCAAUGCACAGUUACAGCCAUAUCAACUACAAGUGGCACCACCUCCUCAACCACUGCAACAACUUCAACCAGGAGAACCACUUCCACCAUUUCAACCUCAACAAGAACAACCUCAACAACAACCAGAACCACAAGAGAUGCAAUAACAACAUCACAUUCCACCACUUCUUCUCAUCCAAGACUACCAAUCCUCUAGCCAAUCUUCACACUACUCUCCAUACCCAUCUCCUCACCAAUCACCUCUACAUCACCCUUCAGCACCACCUGAAACAGAACCACCUCAACACAACUUCUUCCCUAUACAACAAUCAUCUAUCCUUCCAUCACAAUCUGAACCUACACCCUCAAAUGUCCAAACAUAAUACUUCCCCCAAACACAAUCAACCUCUCAGCCACUACCAGCUGAUUCUGACAUCAAUAUUGAGCUACAGAACUUUCGUGACGACUUACAGGUAGCUGAGACUGCCAGCAUUGAACCUGAAAACACCCAGGUUCAUAACCCAGCUGAUGAAUUCUUUUCAACCUCUGGUUCUUCGUCAAACACUUCCACCAACACUACUACACCUGUUGUUAAGAAGGUAGCCCGGAAACGGAGUGGGAGUGCUAUGAUUCGUGAACCCGCAGAUCUGUCUCAUAAGAAGCUAAGGGUGGAUGAACCUGAGACAACUGCAGCCGCAUCCAUUUCCUCCCAAAAGGAUUUGGAUACUGAAAUGGGACUACUUGGCAGCUUGCAAGUACAUCUGCCUUCACAGGCAUCAGAAGGACAAUUUGUUCCUUCACUACCUAUGGUUCCAUCUCAGGGAACUUUGGUAGUUUAUACAGGUAAUGGUGACGGUGUGAUAAACAUGAGUGAAGAAAGGCAAACACUGAGCGAAACACAUGCACGUGAGAAUAGAGAUCAUUCUACGAGUGUUCGUGAGGUGAGUGCACACACCAAGACAGAUCUGUUACAGGAACAAAUGGCUGCCCUGAGAGCUGAAUGUGAAAGACUUCUUGCUGAAAAUGCUAAGUUGAAGAGUGGAGAGCUAGUCACUCUACAGAAGCAAGUUGCUGAUACUUCCUACACUUCUCUACAAAGGAAAAUGGACGAACAUGUCAAGGGUAUUUACUCUCGGAUUGACAAGAAUCAUGAGCUCUGUAUGUCAAAACUUCAUAGCGUGGAGCAAACAUUGGCCCAGGUUGUUGAUUUUUUGAAGAUUCCUCUGUCUACAGCUCAGUCAACUCCAGAGGAUCCCUCAACUAAGGGGGAGAAGGAUAAUGACAAAGAUCAGGAGGAUAAGGGUGGAGCAAGCAAAGGGAAAGAAAGUUCAAAGGACUCUUCUGAAGCAGCUAAACAUAACAAGUCUAAAGGCAAAAUGCCUGCAUCUGAUGACAUCUUCUCUAAUCAAGAUUAUGAUAACACUCCUGAAGAUGUUGCUGAUGAUGAUGCAUUUGAUGCUGCCUACUUUCAAGCUGAAGAAGAAGGUCAUUUUGAGGAAAGCUUCUUAUUCACCGAAGAUGUGUCUGUUGACCCUGAGCACUUGGAAAGGGUCAGAAAAUUUAAAGCUGAACAUGAAGCUAGCAAGGCAAAGCUUCGUGAAUUGCAAAGACUGGUGGAUGAAAAGAAGGUUACUGAUGAGUUGAUAAAGGUGGAGAAAUAGAGAUUGUGGGAUGCUAAGUGCAAGGAGAAAAGAGAAGAAAUUUCCAGGAAAGUUGGUGAAAGCUGGGAUAUUGCAAGGCAGAUCUUCUCUAGACCUCAAAGGGAACCUUUCAAGGAUGGUAAGUUCAAAUCUUUUAUCUAUGAUCUGAGAGAGGCUAAUCCUAAUGAGGAUAUGUUUAUGCGUGCUCUUGCUCUUGAGUUAGAAUAUAUAACUAUCGGUGUCAAGAAUCUCCUCGAUCAAUGGGAGAUUAUCAUUUCUACUCAGAGGAACGGAACAUUCAGGGUUUCAAUUGGUUUAUUCAAGUUAUUAUCUCUUAUUGAAAUCUGGGUGAUUCGUAACAAGAUUCGACGCAGCUCAAAUCUGAAUGAACUCCUUCGUGACCGACUUAUGGAACAUGCUGUUCAUAAUAGUCCACAAGUCGUCAGAAAUCCAUACUGUGUAAAGUUCAUUCACGAGAGCAAGUUUGGAACCUUUUACUUGGAUUAUCAACGUCUUCUCAAAUAUGACGUUAAUCAGAUGGUUCUUGUAUCGACUAUUCUGUGCACCAAGGGCUUCGCUUCGAAAGCCAAAGCUGAUGCUGAUGCUGAGAUUGUGGCUUACUGCACGAAGAGAAAGGUACAUCACUACUUCAGAAAGAUGAAGUAUAUCAACCCAACUCAGCCAUCAGACUUUAUCGAAGACCCUGUGGAUACAGAAGUUCAGUACCAGUUGUCCUUGGCUCGAGAAUGAAAGAAGCGUGGUGAAUCCACCAUAUCUGAAGAGCCUACUCAGAAUGAGCCAUCUACUCCUAUUAUUCAUGUGUCAGAUAUUGAAGAAGGAGAAGUCACUCGCUCUGAGUGAAAUAGAUUGACUAGGAUAUUUGUAAGAUAUGUUCAUAAGAACAUCCUUUUGUAAUCUAUAAUUAUUCUGGUUCAUGUUUAAUUUAA
Molecule: messenger RNA, 4899 nt
Organism: Daucus carota subsp. sativus
Lineage: Eukaryota; Viridiplantae; Streptophyta; Magnoliopsida; Apiales; Apiaceae
Exons: 3
Coding region: 2939-3973 (344 amino acids)
Source: RefSeq, a predicted model, not a curated record